AUGAACACCCACCCUCGUUAUCCCCUCCUCUGCCCACAGGAGGCCGUGUCGUCUGCCAACAGGAAGGCAUCCAAAGAUGCCAUCAAGAAAAUGGAACAAUUUCUUCUAGAGCAAGCUGAGGUCGAGUGCCUGCAGGUGACGCCCAGCGAGAUGCAGCAGCGACUGAAGGAGAAACGCCAAGAGCUGUUGCAGGGCUGCUGGAAGGAGCUGAUGGGUGACGACUCCCAAAAACAGGCCAUCCUGGAGGAGCUGGAGCAGGAGUCUGCAAGGAUGCAGGAGGCUUCCCUGCUGCUCUAUAGGAACAAGUAUAAGGAGGCCGUGUUGUCUGCCAACAGGAAGGCAUCCAAAGAUGCCAUCAAGAAAAUGGAACAAUUUCUUCUAGAGCAAGCUGAGGUCGAGUGCCUGCAGGUGACGCCCGGCGAGAUGCAGCAGCGACUGAAGGAGAAAAGCCAAGAGCUGUUGCAGGGCUGCCGGAAGGAGCUGAUGGGUGAUGACUCCCAAAAACAGGCCAUCCUGGAGGAGCUGGAGCAGGAGACUGCAAGGAAGAAGGAGGCUGCCUUGCUGGUCUAUGGAAAAAAGUAUAAGGAGGCCAUGUUGUCUGCCAACAGGAAGGCAUUGGGAGAUGCCAUCAAGAAAAUGGAACAAUUUCUCCUGGAGCAGGCUGAGGUCGAGUGCCUGCAGGUGACACCCGGCGAGAUGCAGCAGCGACUGAAGAAGAAACACCAAGAGCUGUUGCAGGGCAGCCGGGAGGAGCUGCUGGGUGACGACUCCCAGAAACAGGCCAUCCUGGAGGAGCUGGAGCAGGAGUCUGCAAGGAUGCAGGAGGCUUCCCUGCUGCUCUAUAGGAACAAGUAUAAGGAGGCCGUGUUGUCUGCCAACAGGAAGGCAUCCAAAGAUGCCAUCAAGAAAAUGGAACAAUUUCUUCUAGAGCAAGCUGAGGUCGAGUGCCUGCAGGUGAUGCCCAGCGAGAUGCAGCGACAGCUGAAGAAGAAACGCCAAGAGCUGUUGCAGGGCUGCCGGGAGGGGCUGCUGGGUGACGACUCCCAAAAACAGGCCAUCCUGGAGGAGCUGGAGCAGGAGUCUGCAAGGAUGCAGGAGGCUUUCUUGCUGGUCUAUGGAGAAAAGUAUAAGGUCUGGCUUCUUUGCUACCUUUAA
Messenger RNA from Alligator mississippiensis (American alligator), 1155 nucleotides. Its product is annotated as inner centromere protein-like. The transcript is spliced from 8 exons. NCBI's taxonomy places the organism in Eukaryota, Metazoa, Chordata, Crocodylia, Alligatoridae. Bases 1 to 1155 code for a protein of 384 amino acids. The record is from RefSeq and is a predicted model, not a curated record.